UGGAAGCAGGUUGGUUUUAAAUCUCCAAACAAAACUCUGCUGUUCCCCUUGCUUGUAACACGGGGCCAAUGACAGUAAAUUAAAACUGGAACUGCCUUCUCCUUCUGCUCCGUGUGGCCAAUCUUCUGAUUCGGAGAAUAAACGAAACCGAAAGUUGAGAGCGGUCGUCUUUCGUAGAAAUAAAAACGACCGUAGUUUUACUGAUGUUGUUUUUGAAAGUUUACGGAACUAUCGUGUGGACGCUAUCAUGGCUUUAUCGCUGGGGGUUUGGCCCGUUCAUCUCCUGGCUGUACCGGUGGUCUGCCAUUAAUAUGAGAUGGAAGCGAGGUAAGAGAAUAAUGCCCGCGACUGACAAGAAUCGAGGAUCAAAAUCAGAAAUGAAUUUUGUUGGAUUGAAUAAUCAGGGAUCCACAUGUUAUCUGAACACAUUACUUCAAACCUGGUUCAUGACUCCAGAAUUUAAAGAUUGCAUUCGCAGAUCACAAACUCAAGAUUGUUUAAUAGAUAAACUGAAAAACCUGUUUGAACGAUUAGAAAGUGAAAAUUAUCAAUCCGUGUGUACAAAAAGCUUGACUUCCUACUUGGGAUUAAAUGUUUACAAACAGUGCGAUAUCGAAGUAUGUUUUCGCAGUCUGAUGAGCAAACUGAGCACCACAAUGGACAAAGAGAACAAUAUUCUGAAGAUUUAUCAGGUCACAAUGGUUCACUCAAUGAUAUGUUCAAAAUGCAACAUACCGUUGGACAAGGAGAAUUUUUUCCUGGAUAUACCUCUAUCUAUGUGUUCAGCUAAUUCGUUGGUGAAGUUUAACUGUAUUGAAGAUUCUCUUCGAGAGUUUUUGGGCAAGGAAAAGAUGGAAGGCGACAACAAAUGUUAUUGUGACGUCUGUGGGAAAAAGACUGAAUCAACAUCUAGAUAUUAUUUUAAGAAUUUGCCACAAAUUCUUACAUUUCAACUAAAACGAUUUGAAUUUGACUACUACUGUAUGCGAUAUAGGAAAAUUGAAGAUUACAUUAGACUUCCAUCAGAUUUGGUAUUUAAGAAAUCCAAGGAGCAACUUGGUUCGCAUAAACGGCGUCAUGAUGAUAUGGAAGAAGGACAAGGUUCCGUUCCAACCCAGCAGUUCCAGGGAGGAACAUCUAAGGAUUGUGGAGGGAGAUCAGAGGAAGCUCAAGAUCAGUCGGAACAAGAUUCUACACAGCAAAAGUUGAAGAAGCGGAAAAUGCUGAACAUGAAGAAGGACAUGGAGAACAGAGAGAUCAAUGUGGACAAUAUUGAUCUGCAAGGGCAGUUGAAGAUUGAGGAGAUGAGCAUUCAGGGGGAUAAAUCCCCAGGACACCCAGGGAUCUAUCCCAGUCUACCGAGAGAGGAGAGUAACGCCCAGAAUAACCACAGUUUAGAGGCCAUGGAACGAGGGCAAAGUAAGACUUCACCUCUGCAAGGGCAGGAAGAAUCUUCUGUGAAUGGUGAAGGGAGAAUGACUGAGGCAGCUCCAGGUCAGUCAGAGCAAGACUCAACAGUGGACAAGAAGAAGGACAUGGAGAACAGAGAGAUCAGUGUGGACAAUAUUGAUGUGCAAGGGCAGUUGAAGAUUGAGGAGAUGAGCAUUCAGGAGGAUGAAUCCCCAGGUCACCCAGGGAUCUAUCCCAAGCUACCGAGCGAGGAGAAUAACGCCCAGAAUAACCACAGUUUAGAGGCCAUGGAACGAGGGCAAAGUAAGACUUCACCUCUGCAAGGGCAGGAAGAAUCUUCUGUGAAUGGUGAAGGGAGAAUGACUGAGGCAGCUCCAGGUCAGUCAGAGCAAGACUCAACAGUGGACAAGGAGCGUAACGCCCAGAAUAACCACAGUUUAGAGGCCAUGGAACGAGGGCAAAGUAAGACUUCACCUCUGCAAGGGCAGGAAGAAUCUUCUGUGAAUGGUGAAGGGAGAAUGACUGAGGCAGCUCCAGGUCAGUCAGAGCAAGACUCAACAGUGGACAAGGAGAAUAAUUCUGGGAAUAACCACAUUAUUACGGCCGUGGAAUGUGGGCAAGGUGAUCUUUCAACUCUGCAAGUGAAAGUUAUUCUUAAGGAAGAAUAUUCUGUGAAUGAUGAAGAGAGACCAACUGAAGCUCAAGGUCAGUCAGAACAAGAUUCUACAGAGGACAAGGAGAAUCAUUCCCCAAGUGAAGGCCCUGCUGUGGUGACGGGAGAACAAAGUUCCACUCCAACCCGUCAAGGGCAGAAUGGAAAUCCUGAGAAUUGUGAAGUGGGAACAUCUUGGACACCUCAAGAUCAGUCAGAGCAAGUUUCCCCAGAGGACAAGGAGAAUCAUUCCCCAAGUGAAGGCCCUGCUGUGGUGACGGAAGAACAAAGUUCCACUCCAACCCGUCAAGGGCAGAAUGGAAAUCCUGAGAAUUGUGAAGUGGGAACAUCUUGGACACCUCAAGGUCAGUCAGAGCAAGUUUCCCCAGAGGACAAGGUGAAAGAGUAUGAACUAUUUGCAAUCUGGCACCACUUUGGAAGUUAUGGAAGCGGACAUUAUAUUGCUGAAAUAAAAGCAGACUCUGGUGACUGGUACUCCUUUGAUGAUACAUUUGUUAAAAAGAUCGGGAAAAAUAUCAAUCUAAGGUCCACAAGUGCCUACAUGGUUAUGUACAGACUGGUAGACACAAACAAGGAAGCAGGGUCUGAUGCCACAACACCCGAGCAGUGUCAAACACAAGACCCAGAAUACCAGGAAUAUCAGGAAUACCAGGAAUACCAGGAAUACCCGGAUACAGGAGUCAAAGAAUUGUUGAACACAACGACGUCACAAACAGUGUGACAGACGUGGUCAAUUGUUCAUCUUCUGAAUUUAUUUUGAUAUUAUCUUAAAACUCAUAGGAAUAAAACUCAUAGGAAUCGAAUGCAUUUCGUUGUCUCUGUACUGUACACUGACAAUGGCAAUUAAAAUUGAAUCCGAAUCUGAAUAAUAGGUAGUUGUAAUGAACUGGCUGAAAAUUCUUGUUGCAUUUAAGAUGAAGUAUGGCUCUACUACCUGCAAUAAUGUUAAUGUUGUUCUAUUAAAGCAAGAAUUGUAUCUGUUAUAAAAUGUUUAGUAUUACUUACGGACAUCCAUGGGAGAUGAGUAUUAGGCCUCGCAGAUUAAAAAUUAUCUUCAAGCGAAACAUAAGUCAAAUGCGGUGCACUCCUUUUGUAAGGAGGAUAUAAGUCACCAUUUUUUAAACAUUUCCUGUUCCUUAUGGAUAAUGUUUCUAUAUGGUGUUUCCACAAUGCUUUUUAUGCGCUUAUUCUAAAAUGUAUUUUUAAAAAUAAAAAUAUUUGUGUUCAGAAA
This is a messenger RNA of Leucoraja erinaceus (little skate), 3314 nucleotides long. Its product is annotated as ubiquitin carboxyl-terminal hydrolase 47-like. The transcript is spliced from 28 exons. The record is from RefSeq and is a predicted model, not a curated record. NCBI's taxonomy places the organism in Eukaryota, Metazoa, Chordata, Chondrichthyes, Rajiformes, Rajidae. Gene Ontology annotation, biological process: protein deubiquitination. Bases 204 to 2804 code for a protein of 866 amino acids. Gene Ontology annotation, molecular function: cysteine-type endopeptidase activity; cysteine-type deubiquitinase activity. Gene Ontology annotation, cellular component: nucleus; cytosol.